GUAAACAGACAGACAAUGGCGCUGUUUACAGUUUAGGCAUUCCGCCGUCAGCCGCCGGAGGCAUUUCCCGGUAAAAACAUGCACGUAUCAGACGCUCUUUUUGCGAAUCAAAUUAAGAUAUUUUUUUUUCUGGUGAUAAAUACGGGACCCCACGCAAUUUUUUUAUAACAAAAUUAAAAUUUCAUGUGAUAGUUGAAAAAUUAAACUCGGACGUUGAGAUUUGAAAUCGAGUUCCAGUUUUAAGUGCAUAGAAUUACUUAAUUUAAGAUUUUUGAAGAAAAUUUAAAUAUACCAACAAAAUAAGUAAUAUUAGAUAUUUUAUAUUUUAGGUAAUAAUUAAACGUAAUGUCGUACUAACGAAAUAAUUAAUAAAGAUACUAAAUUUUAAAAAUCUAAAUAAGACAACGAAUAGUGCAAUAUUGUACGGUUUGUAGUUUUUAAAGAAAUCGGGAUUCAGUUUCAUUCAGUGUUACUAUGAGGUGCUAAUAGAAGCCAGGAAAAUGAAAAUGACAUGGCAAUGAAAAUAUUGCUAUAUACCUAUGGGGUUUACAAAUAAAGACAAUUCGAAAAACACGCAGGCCUAGUCAAAUGCAGAAGAGGAAAAAGCGAAGAAAAGAUGCAAUGAGCUCGAAUAUAACGGAUGAAUUGUGUAAGGUGUGUGAUGGCAGGAUAGAGUGUGCUCCUACUGCGAUACUUCUCAUUUCCCUGGUGCAUACGUUGUAUGGGUAUAUCGGCCCGAAGCCAGACUACUUUGGAAAAAACAGAGCUAACCUAACUCGAAAAGAAAAAGCGCAAGAAAAGUACCCGCAGUCAAGAUACCAGGAACCUUACAACGUGGAAUACGACUUCGUGGUAGUGGGCGGGGGGACGGCCGGCUGCGUCGUGGCUAGCAGGCUGUCGGAGAAUAAAAAAUGGAAGGUGUUACUUCUUGAAGCGGGACCCGAAGAGCCCAAGAUGGCGCUGAUCCCCGGCCUGACUAGCGAGUUCCGUGGCUCAAGCUUAGACUGGAAUUACAGCAUGAGGCCUAAGAAGGGGUUCUGCCGCAACCGCGGCAGCAAAGGCUGCGAGAUCGUCCAAGGCCGCGUGCUGGGCGGCACGUCCACGAUCAACGACAUGGCCUACAUGCGCGGCAGCCCCGCCGACUACGACGAGUGGGCCGUCAUCGGCAACCAUGGCUGGGACUUCUCUCACGUCCUCCCCUACUACAGAUACUCUGAGGGCAACUACGACAAGGACAUCUCCAAGAAUAAACUCUUCCAUUCCACACAAGGUCCUCUAGAUGUCGGAAGAUACCCAUAUGCUGAUUAUAAUGUCGAUGUUCUGCUAAGCGCGCUAAAUGAAUUAGGGUAUAAUUAUACUGAUAUCAAUGGAAGAGAUCAGUUAGGCUUCAUGAGAAUACAAACCAUGUCGUAUUUCGGAGAGAGAGUCAGCACGUACACAGCUUUUAUUGAAGCUAUCAGAAGUCAGAGAACGAAUUUAGAUAUAGUUACGGAAGCGCUUGUAAGUAAAAUCAAUUUUGUUGAAGGGGACGACGGUUUUAAAGCUACGGGAGUGGAUUAUAUUGUAAAUGGUACAAAAGUUAAAGUAAGAAUUACUAAAGAAGUUAUUUUAAGCGCAGGUGCUAUCAAUUCCCCGAAAUUGUUAAUGGCUUCUGGAAUAGGUCCUAAAGAGUACUUAGAUUUUUUAUCGAUAAAUGUUAUUAACGAUUUAGCUGUAGGUUCUAAUUUUCAUGAUCAUUUGUCAGUAUGUCUACCUGUUAUAAAGUUGGGGAAGACUGCAACGAGAAAAAAGUUUCCAGAUAAAUUAUUAGACAUAUCAAUGUAUUACAAGAAAAGUAUCGGGCCUUUGUCAGCAAAUUUUCAAGUGGUGGCAUUUUUAGAGACAAACGUAUCAGACAUACUUAAUACUGCAGAUAUCGAAGUAAGAUUCCGAGGACAUAAUUCCAAUAUGUACUAUAGUCACAUCGAUAUGUGCGUAUCUCUGUUAACGCCCAAAAGCCGUGGUCAGAUCAUUCUAAAUUCUAGUGAUCCAGUGUAUGGGAAUCCAUUGAUAUACCCGAACUUUUUAAAAAAUCCUGCAGAUGAGAGAAAAUUGCUGUAUGGAAUACAAGAGGUAGUAAAGCUUUUUGACACUGAAGUAUUCAGAAGGGCAGACCUAGAGUUUGACCCACGGCCCAUAUUGAACAACGAAUGCCAAGAUUAUGAGAAGGUAUCUGAUGAAUUUUGGCUAUGUAUCAUUCGCCAUUUUUCGAGCCCUUUACAUAAUUAUGUCGGCACGUGUAAAAUGGGCACAGUGGCCGAUCAAACGGCAGUGGUUGAUCAAAAAUUAAAGGUUUAUGGCACAAGUAACUUGAGAGUGGUCGACGCAUCUGUGAUUCCAAAAAUAAUAAGAGGUUCCACUGCAGCUCCUGUUAUUAUGAUUGCUGAAAAAGCAAGUGAUUUAAUUAAAACAGAUUGGUAUUGAUUUAAUUGUUUUAUUUCUAAUCUAUCGCUUGUUAAAUGAUAGACCUUUAUUUUCUUUCCAGUCUUUGAGUAGCAUCUUCGAAGCCUUUUCCGCGAUCAUCAUUGUUGGUGCAAAUAAACUACCACGAACGUGUGUUGGCAUGACAGAGG
Messenger RNA from Cydia splendana, 2612 nucleotides. RefSeq names its product glucose dehydrogenase [FAD, quinone]-like. Gene Ontology annotation, molecular function: oxidoreductase activity, acting on CH-OH group of donors; flavin adenine dinucleotide binding. NCBI's taxonomy places the organism in Eukaryota, Metazoa, Arthropoda, Insecta, Lepidoptera, Tortricidae. The transcript has 4 exons. The coding region runs from base 589 to 2463 and encodes 624 amino acids. The record is from RefSeq and is a predicted model, not a curated record.